Pleuronectes platessa (European plaice) is the source of this 1761-nucleotide messenger RNA. Its product is annotated as G2/M phase-specific E3 ubiquitin-protein ligase. The record is from RefSeq and is a predicted model, not a curated record. Lineage: Eukaryota; Metazoa; Chordata; Actinopteri; Pleuronectiformes; Pleuronectidae. The transcript is spliced from 8 exons. Bases 219 to 1376 code for a protein of 385 amino acids. Gene Ontology annotation, molecular function: ubiquitin-protein transferase activity.
CCCACAUGCCAGGUGUAGUCUGGAUGAGGAGCUGAAAGCUCCGUGUCGUUAUUGCUGCUGCAUUCAUUCUGUAUUCUACAGCUUAGUAGUGGGUUAGAGUCACCUACGUUAGCUCCUAAAGCUUCGCUUGAUCACCACGAGUGUCAUUGAGACAGGUUGUGUUGUUUUGAUUGUCUACUUAGACUGGUAAAACUUUGAAACUCCGCUGGGCAGUGAGGAUGGAUACUCGCGCACUAGGGUGGUUAACAACCAGUGACCCCACCAAGGCCAUAUCUCAGUGUGUGGACAACUAUCUCCGUAUGCAUAAAAUGGAGAGUCCCUUACUUCUCAGCAUGGACUUAAGAAGAAGUCCGGCUGAACAGGACAUGGCCCUCAUCUCCUUUUACAAGCAACCUAAUGUGGAAUGGGGACGACCUCUGAAUUCCAGACUUGAAGGAGAUACUGCUAUUGGCCAGGGUGUAACCCGCUUUUUUUUCUCAACAUGCAUCGAAAAGCUGAAGUCUGGAUUUUGCAUACAUUUUGCAAACGCCAAUGUUACACGGCUUUUCGAAGGAGAGCCUGGACAUUUAGUCCCCUCAGCCUCUCACUUUCUGGUUGAAAGUGACAUGUUCAUGGUGGCUGGGAGAAUGGUAGGCCACUCUUUUCUUCAUGGAGGACCAUGCCUGGCUGGACUCAGCCCUGCUAUUGUCCAUGUACUACUUGGUGGUAGUCCUGAAACUGCCACAGUUACACUGGAGGACUGUCCAGACCUGGACAUAAGAGAAACGAUCAGGCUUCUUGAAGGGGAAUCCACACUGUCAGAGAAGGAUGCAGGAAGUGUCCAGGAAUUGGCCUAUGCCUGGGACCUCCCAUCCCUUACCGAGAAGAACAGGAGAUGGAUUUUUGAGAAGCUUCUGAUCCAUGCUGUGAUCGGCCGUGUCACAAGACAAAUAAAACAGUUUCGACGAGGUCUUAAAGAAACCUCAAUGUGGACAAUGCUGACCCAACGACCUGACACAGUGGCCUUGCUUCUCCCAAAAGAGGGAGGUGCGAAUAUCAGCCCUGAGGUACUUCUUCAGCGAAUCAUUUGGCCCUGUGAGGAUGACGAUGAUGAUGCCGAUUAUUCAGUUGACACCAGAUGCCGCAUGACAGGCUAUCUUCAACAGUUCAUUGUGAAUGCAACACCAACUGAAUUGACUAAUCUGGUCAAAUUCUGGACCGGGUGGGAGAUUCUACCAAUGAGACCCUCUGUAGAGGUAGUCAUGGGCCGAUACCCCACAGCCUCCACCUGCUUCGAGACCUUACGCAUCCCAGGGCAUUACAAAGAUUAUAAAUCUUUUGAAAGUGACAUUCAGGCCUGUAUUUGCUCUUGCCAAACAGGAUUUGGCCUUGUGUGAGAGACAAGAUUUGAUCUUGUACGAAAUGUUGAUGUAACUUUGUUGGCUGUUAAAAAUGUUGACUGUUAUGCAACAAGUAUUAAUGUUUAAAGAGUUGGCUGAAUUGUUAUACUUGGCCAGCCCUCACCAAAUUGAUACACUUGAUUAAGUGAUAUUGCUUGUUUUUUGGCAUUAGACACAUCUGAGGUUGAAAAAGUUUUAAACGUUAACGGAUUUUAUUUUGUCACCGUUACAUCUGGAGGGCUUGAAUGCCCUUUGCAGUUUUAAUAAAACAAAUGUCAAUUUCACACACAUACAAUGGUGGUGUGCAUAAAGUUGCAGGAGGUUUUUGGCAACAUGUUCAUUAUAAACAAUCUCUGCAGACAAAUAAAUCAUUAAUCCAGGA